Schizosaccharomyces japonicus yFS275 is the source of this 1320-nucleotide messenger RNA. Its product is annotated as RNA polymerase II transcription elongation factor SpEAF. The transcript has 3 exons. The coding region runs from base 121 to 1092 and encodes 323 amino acids. The record is from RefSeq and is a predicted model, not a curated record. Gene Ontology annotation, cellular component: nucleoplasm; super elongation complex; nucleus. Lineage: Eukaryota; Fungi; Ascomycota; Schizosaccharomycetes; Schizosaccharomycetales; Schizosaccharomycetaceae. Gene Ontology annotation, biological process: transcription elongation by RNA polymerase II.
GCCGGCAGUGGUCGGUGGUAGUCUACAUCCAGCGUUUUCUGAGCACAGCGUGUGUGUGAGCUGUGUGCCGGUGUUGUGUGUUGUAUCUGUAUCGUACUGCACUGUGUGACACGUCUCCUAAUGUACUCUCUUCCUCAUGGUUCAUACGACGUUGUUCCUGGUCGUUCCUUUCGCGGCUCCAGAAAAGAUGCUUUGGUGGCUAUAAAGUACAACUUCAAACCCGACAGCAUUGACAACACCAAGCAAGGCCAACUCGACAAAAACAAGGACAACACGUUUACCCUGCAACUGCCGUCAUCAUCCGAUCCCCAAGAAUGCCAUUCGUUCCAGGGCCAGGCACAGCAGGCCCGGAACGUGGACUGCGUGCUGACAUUCGAUCCAGAAACACAGACGUUCACGCUUGAUCAUCUCGACAGCGUGAUUCGCUUCAAUGCCCUCCGUAACCGCGCGAAAUCGACGCGAGUAAAGAGCGGCACUUCCGGCGGUAAUGGCUCUUCUGCCGACGAGAACGACAACACCACCCUGGCUCUGCCCACCCCGUCGUCCACAGGUGUCAUAUCUCCCACAAGCACAGGGGCCAGCACACCUAGCACCACGGGUCCUGCUGCUGCUGACGACACAGGGGCAUCCGGCUCCUCCCCACUCAACUCGCAACCUCACUCGGCUACUCCCAUCCAAGUGCCGGACACCUACCCCACCGCUGCCCCCACCGCCAUAUCACCUCCCCCCGCUUCUCGCAGACCCUCAAGCCAUGACACCGGGGCUGCAGCUCCACUUCGAUCGUCCGCCAGUACUCGUGGGGGUCGUGGGGGUCGUGCUUCGGCAGCAGCAGCAGCAGCAGCAGCUUCGCGUGUUGUUGAAGAUACAAACACCAUUGAGAUCAUCCCGAACGGCGAUGAGGAAGAGGAAGAGUCUGAGCUCGACGAUUUUGCUAAGGAGCUUGAGAGUGGUCUAGCGCAGGAUUUCCAUGAGAUCCCCGCUCCUACCUCACAACCGCCUACCGGCAAACCCAUCAGUCUACGGAAUCUUUCCCGCGGCUCAUCCGCCAGAAGCUACUUUUCCGACAACUCAAGUAGCUCUGAGGAAGACUAGAAAAACAAGCAUCGACGACGGCGACAGUACGGCAGAGACGAGAACAGAAGCAGGAAACGUUGGCCAUUACAAACAGGCAAAACGGCGUCUUCCCAGCAACAACGCUCACUUCCGUCCCAUCGUCACCUUCAUCCACCCUCACGCAAACCUAAUUUCAGUUUUUUACUUUCUUAUUCAACACAUCAACUAUUAACGAAUAAUAUAUUAUAUCACUAUUCAAUAAGCUGC